Amoebophrya sp. A120 is the source of this 4025-nucleotide messenger RNA. The record is from the annotation of a GenBank genome assembly. NCBI's taxonomy places the organism in Eukaryota, Dinophyceae, Syndiniales, Amoebophryaceae.
AGCAGCAGCACUAGCAGUAGAUCUCCGAGACGCGGCGUUGCACGGGACGCGACUAAGUAUUCGCGGCUGCGUGAAAAUCAUGGAUGUAAACGUGUAUUUUAAUAUGAUUCGGCAAGAAGCGUUUUCACUUUCUGAACAUGUCGACGGCGUAUCAUUUCACAAACAGAGAGCCGACCGCUCUCGGUGGCGGUCUGCGGUAUUAAGUAAAAUUUGGAGCAUCAAACUUUUCUCAAAUUAGAACUUUCUGCGGUUAGGCUAUAACAAUUUGAACCGUGAGCUUCUGACGGAAAGGAAAUCUUUGGCCUUUUUUCUUCUAUUGAGAUCCAGAUACUAGCGAAGUAUUACUGUGCUCCUGUGGAAGUAAUUUUCUUUUACUUGAGUAAAUCUAAAUUUAUUUGUUCGCGACAAAAUGGGCGUGAGCGCCUCCCUCCCCGUGGAGGACAUGCCCCAGAGCCCGCCGCCUUGGGGCCUGUUCGACGAGAAAACGAACAACAAGCCGGAGGGGUACGGGCCCAUUCUCUACCACGCCCAGAAUCGCAAGGCGGAUGGGACGUUUGCCAUCAAGAAGACCCUGCCAACCGGGGAAAAGUCGGUGGUGGAGGUGUUUGUCAGUGGCUGCAAGCGGGGCGGAAAGGACAAGUGCGCGGGGUACCGGAAGUUGAUCAAAACGCACAUGUAUGGAUUGCAAAUAUGUCUGGGUCUGGAAGAGUCGUGGUUUGUCAUGCACGUGUUGCGUGACCUGUGGGGUCUGUGACGCAGGUCUUAGCAUCACAGGUUUUUUGAGGGGUGCUUAAGUAAUGCUUAUCACGCAGGAAGAAUGCCCUCUCCGCAGGCCAAGAACUGGACUCCUCUAGCUGCUCAUGCAACACACAUAUUUUUAGAAUCCGCAGACAGGAUCACAAGUUCCACCACCCUUCCAGACCCAGACAUAUUUGCAAUGCAUACCAUGGUCGCAGACACCCCGGGUGGCAAGGAAUUUGAAAAGUUGGAGCUGGAGAACAAGUACACCUGGCUCACGUACGACGAAUACAAGCAUAAGGUACUAAGGACAAGCAUUAAUAUAUCCAGUUUAGCGGGAAAAUUUUAUGCGGAAACUAAUUCAGAUGAAACUCGUCACAUUUUUCCUUUCCAUUUUCAUCAAGCUUGGACUUUUAGUCCGAAGCAUAGGAUCAUGGAAGAAGACCUGCAGUGGUUGUGGUUUUGGAUGAGGUUUAUUUGAGACAAAGUAUAAAUACCUUUAUAGGUUUUCUCUUUCGCCGCCGGCUUUGACGAGUUUUGCGACAAGAUUGGGCAGCGAAACCAGAGCAAAAAAUCCUUUGAUCGCAGCAAAGUGGUGAUUUACGCCGAGACCCAGAUCGACUGGCUCGCGUGCGCGCUUGGGUCGUUAAGUCGCGGGCUGCCGAUCGUUACCAUCUACGCUACGCUCGGCGAAGACGGAGCCCAGUUCGCCAUGAAUCAAACAAAGGCUGAGGUAAAAAAACGGCUUCAGGAGUUCAUCCUAGUUGCUCUCAGCUAAAGAAAUAUUCCAGUGAAGAUGUUGUUGUACUAGCAGCGCGCCUGGCAUCAUGAUAGAGGAAGUAAGUGCAUAAAAAACGAAUGAUUCCGUUUUCUUUCGAUGGUAAUUAUCUGCUUGUUCGUUGAAAAUUAUCCAGGUCGUGAUCUGCGAUGCCAAGUUGCUGAAGGUGCUUGUGAACAUUGUGGACAAACUGCCCAGUUUAAAGUACGUGGUCACCAUGGGGGACAACAUGGACGAAAAGCUGCUGGCGAAGCUGAAAAAGGUGAAGGUGAUUUCGGUCACGGAGUGCAUGGGUCUGGGCGCCGAAAUCAUCAAGGGCAAGCCCGAUGACUACUUCAAGCCCGGCCCAGAUGACCUCGCGGUCAUUAUGUACACAUCAGGUAUAAAACACCGACAACUAGAAGUACUCUUCUUGGAUAAAAAUCAAGGUUUACUUCAAUUGUCUUGACGUACCAGGGCGGAAUAAACACAUGUACAUCAUAUGAGAAGUGUCCUCUGCAGUCCUUGGCCAGGAAAAAAACUAUACCGAGGUGACACUCUAUUCAGACUGCAAAAAAUUCUCAAAUCGCCACACCUCCUGCUUAGGUACGACCGGCGCGCCCAAGGGGGUGCAAAUGUCGCACGGGAAUUUUGUCGCGUGCAUUGUGAGCGCGAGCCGGACCUUGAGCAUUGUGCAACCCAAGGAGGGCGAGAAGAAGAAGAAGUCGAAAAGCAAGAACCCGGACCUGCCCGACAACGUCUUUAUGGCGUGCCUUCCGAUGGCGCACAUCAUGGAGUUGGCGACGGAAGUCGUGUGCGUGCACGGCGGCGUGGCCCUCGCUUACGGCUCCCCGCACACGCUAACCCCGUCGGGCGUGAAGCUAAAGGUUCCCGAAUCUAUGGGCGACGCGCAGCUGGCGCAGCCGACGCUGAUGGUUUUGCCGCCGGCCGUGCUGGAAAAGGUGUACAGCAAGAUUAUGGAGGGCGUCAACGAGAAAGCGCUCAUCAAGUGGCUCUUCAACUACGCGCUGGAGCAGGGCGAAAGGAGCAUCAAAUCCGGCGAGGGGAUCGGAGCCAGCAAAAUCGCAAACGCCAUCGUCUUCUCGAAACCGCAGCAACUGCUCGGCGGCCGGGUGAAAGCAAUGGCAAGUGGCUCCGCACCUUUGGCGGCGGACCUCCAUCGGGCACUGCAAACCAUCUUCUGCUGCCCGAUAAGGAUAGGGUAAGUACGACACUUCUUCGAUUCAUCUCGAGUGUCAUUUUGCUGAUGAAAACACGACUACGAGAGUUUUAGUUUUUCGCAAAUUAUGCACGAACGAUCUUUGGAAGGUACUACGAUCGGACACCGCGCUCGCUUAAGUGGCUAAGCACAAGUUUUCUUUCGAAAAAAACUCCACAGGUACGGGCUGACAGAGACGAUGGCGAUCGCAGUGGUCGGCGAAUGGGCCGAUUAUGACUUUGGUGUUUGCGGGCCACCAACCGAGUCCUGCAUGCUCCGCCUCCACGACUGGCCCGAUGGCAACUACCUGAAUAGUGACGUCUUCAACAAGAAAAUUGGUACAAGUAUGCUUGAUGUCCUGUGCAUAGUAAGCUUGUGCGCUUUUCCUUGUUUGGAGUAGUUGUUGACAUUCGACGCGCUUCUACAUCCCAGUUUUUAAUAUCCACUUGCGGGUAUCAUGUAGACGUACACGCAACUAAAAAUGCGAAAACUUUUGAGGUAUGCCGCGCGGCGAGAUUUUGAUCGGUGGUCCGUUAGUCACGCUCGGGUACUACCAGGAUCCGGCCAAUCCGGACCCGGAGUUGGACAAGAAGAAUAAGGAGGAUUUUUUCACCGACGGUAACGGUGUGCGCUGGUUCCGCACCGGGGACAUUGGGCAAAUCAAUCGCAACGGUGUGGUGCAGAUCAUCGACCGCAAGAAGGAUCUCUGGAAGGGACCGCAGGGCGAGUACGUCGCGCUGUCAAAGAUUGAAAACAUACUAAAGCUGCUCCAGUUCGUGGAUAACUGCAUGAUGUACGGAAAAACCGGCGGCGCUUUCCCCGUCGCAUUCAUCGUACCAAACGAGAAGGCCCUGAAGGCAGUCGCGGAAGAAGCCGGCGUCACGGGGGCAGCAGGGAAAUCGCUGGCAGACUUGUGCAAAGACGACAAGGUACUUAAUGCAACUUGAUGGCGGGCUUCUUUUUGCUGUUACUUAGUUUGGGUCAUGUAGUUUUUGGGAGAUUCUAUUACAUCCACUGUUCAUCUGGUUGAUGCUGAAAAUGUUGAGAUGAGUUUAAUCACUUGGGAUCAAAAUGCACCGCGAGGAAUCACUGCACGGGAUAAUUACACAGGUGAACAAGGCAGUCAAAGACCUGGUGAACGCGCACUGCAAGGGCGCCAAGAUGGUGGCCUUUGAGUAUCCGCAGAAAAUCCAUCUGUGCGAAGACGUGUGGACCCCGGAUACCAACGAACUGCUGACAGCGCAGUUGAAGUUGAAGCGACCACAGAUUGUGACUUUUUACAAGGACACCAUCGACAAAAUGUACGCGUAA